Annulohypoxylon truncatum is the source of this 1005-nucleotide messenger RNA. RefSeq names its product Septin-type guanine nucleotide-binding (G) domain-containing protein. The transcript has 3 exons. Gene Ontology annotation, biological process: cytoskeleton-dependent cytokinesis. NCBI's taxonomy places the organism in Eukaryota, Fungi, Ascomycota, Sordariomycetes, Xylariales, Hypoxylaceae. Gene Ontology annotation, molecular function: GTPase activity; GTP binding; molecular adaptor activity. Gene Ontology annotation, cellular component: septin ring; septin complex; cell division site. Bases 1 to 1005 code for a protein of 334 amino acids. The record is from RefSeq and is a predicted model, not a curated record.
AUGGCGACGCAAACCAUCUACCCUAACAGCCACGUCGGUUUCGACAGCAUCACCUCUCAGAUCGAGCGCAAGCUCCUGAAGAGAGGUUUCCAGUUCAAUGUCAUCUGCGUUGGCCAAACUGGUUUGGGAAAAUCGACUUUGAUCAACACCAUUUUCGCAUCUCACCUUAUCGACUCGAAGGGUCGAUUGGUUCCCGAUGAGCAGAUUCGAUCUACCACCGAGAUCCACCCCGUGUCGCACGUUAUCGAGGAGAAUGGCGUCCGUCUAAAGCUAAACAUCGUCGACACCCCGGGCUACGGUGACCUGGUCAACAACGACCGCUGCUGGGACCCCAUCGUCAAGUACAUCAAGGAUCAGCACUCCGCGUAUCUACGAAAGGAGCUCACAGCACAGCGAGAACGUUACAUUCCCGAUACCCGUAUCCACUGCUGCUUGUUCUUCAUCCAGCCCUCUGGACACUCCCUCAAGCCCAUCGACAUUGUCGUGUUGAAGAAGCUUUCGGAUGUUGUCAACGUCGUGCCGGUUAUUGCCAAGGCCGACACCUUGACUCUGGAGGAGAGACAGGCUUUCAAGGAGCGCAUCAAGGAGGAGUUCGCUUUUCACAACCUCAAGAUGUACCCCUAUGACAACGACGAGCUUGAUGAGGAGGAAAAGUCUAUUAACACCCAGAUCAAGAGCCUCGUUCCUUUCGCUGUUGUCGGUUCUGAGAAGUCGAUUAUCGUCAACGGCAAGCAAGUCCGCGGCCGUCAAAACCGAUGGGGUGUUAUCAAUGUCGAAGAUGAGAACCACUGCGAAUUCGUCUACCUAAGAAACUUCUUACUGCGAACUCACCUCCAGGAUCUCAUCGAGACUACUUCACAGAUCCACUACGAGACUUUCCGUGCCAAGCAAUUGUUGGCGCUCAAGGAGAGCAGCGCACAAGGCCACGGAAGCCGUCCCAUCAGCCCAGCCGCGGAUCGCGAGAUCAGCAGGAGCUCUCAACGAAUGACCAUGAAUGGUUACUAA